Rhinichthys klamathensis goyatoka is the source of this 1891-nucleotide messenger RNA. It is a transcript of the gene ubxn6, whose product is annotated as UBX domain protein 6. NCBI's taxonomy places the organism in Eukaryota, Metazoa, Chordata, Actinopteri, Cypriniformes, Leuciscidae. The record is from RefSeq and is a predicted model, not a curated record. Gene Ontology annotation, molecular function: protein binding. Bases 118 to 1437 code for a protein of 439 amino acids. Gene Ontology annotation, cellular component: cytoplasm. The transcript is spliced from 11 exons.
GGUCCUAUUCCCGUUGUAAACACAUCGCUCUGGGUGGUGGUGUGCCUUACAGUUAUAAAUAAUUAAAAACAACACAUUUUUCAUUUCAGUAUUUUUGCAUAUAGUUUAUCGCUAAGAAUGAAGAAGUUUUUCGAGGACAUCAAGAAGGAUAUAAAGUUCAAGUCAGCUGGGCCAGGAAAGAAACUCACAGAAGACUCGAGCUCUCGACCUGAAGCCUCGCAGGCUGCUCACAGUAAAGGAGCGUCCAGGAAAGCUCCCAAUAAAGGCGCACAGAUGGCAGGGGCCGCAGCCCUCGCCCGCAUCGAGCAGCAGCACCGGCCGAAAGUGCAAACCUCACAGGACGCCAUAAGGAAUCAGGUGAAGCGAGAACUUGAAGCAGAGGCGGCUGCCGUAGCGGCCAGUCAGAACAACACAGAUGUCGAGGCCUCCGGGGUUCCACAGAAGGAUCCGUCUUGUUUCUCAGUGGCGGGAGUUUUCUUCACCUGCCCUCUUACUGGAAAAAUCUUAACAAAGACUGAAAGAGAGAUGCACAUCAAAGAAGCCAUUCUUAUGAGGUUCUCAGAGGAUGUGAUGGAGGCCUCCGUUAUGAUGAUUCACACCUUUAAUAAAGACAAAGAGAAAGUGAAGGCUGCCAUUGACAUCAUUAGCAAGUACAUCGAAAACAUCUGUAAGAAUCCGACUGAGGAAAAGUAUCGGAAGAUCAAAGUUAGCAACAAGGUGUUUCAGGAGAAGGUCAGUGUGAUUGAAGGAUCUCGUGAGUAUCUUCAGGCCCUGGGAUUUGAAAGCACCGCACUGCCGGUAGACGGCGAAGAUAGGACUGAGGAGUACCUGGUGUUGCCGCCACAGGAACCGGACGCUCUGGAGCAGAUAAAGGUGGAUUUGGAGCUGCUGCAGAAGGGCGAGCCAAUCAGAGCGAAGCUGGACCGCCAACCGCAGGUCUUCAGACCCUCCCAAAACGCCACAAACUUCGAGUUGCCCCCAGACUUCUACAAUCUGACCCCAGAAGAACUGAAGAAAGAAAUGCAACUUAAGAAUGAAAUCGUGGAGAGAAACGCAAUGCUGCGAACGAAAGCCAUGCGUGAAAAAGAUGAGCAGAGAGAGAGAAGAAAGUACAACUACGCCCUUCUGAGAGUGCGGUUACCGGAUGGAAAUAUACUCCAGGGCACGUUCCUGGCAUGGGAGAAAGUGACAGCGCUGUACCAGUUUGUGCGUGAUUCGCUGGAGAACGGCUGGCAGCCCUUUGAGCUGGUGGUUCCUGGAGGACAAAAACUCAAGGACGACGAGGAGUUUGCUCUGAAUGAGUGCAACCUGGCCCCAGCAGCUCUGUUGAUUUUCUCGUGGGACGCCGCAGUGCUUUCAGACAUCGCGGCCGCGGGAGGAAAGACUGCUGUUCUGCUUAAAGCAGCGUUAUUAGAGAACAUCAAGAGCAUGAGCUGAACAUAGUCUUGCUGUGUCUCCCUGGUCACUGCUGUCCCGCCUGCGUUCUCUUGCCACUCCUAGUGAUUUUCUCUCCCAUCGUCCACAACUCCACAGGAUUGGUUGAGUCCACAACAUGUGCUAGGUGGAUUUAUAUGGUGCUAACAACAGGAGUUGUUUCCUGUCAGUGAUGUAUUAUGGGAAGUGUUAGCACCUUAAGGGCCAAUUUCUAAACAGUCUGUCCUAUUAUAAUGCAUUGUUGCUUGAAGUAACAUGACCAGUCAUCAUAUGAUAACGGAAGAAGCUCAGUUUGCACACUGCGAUGCUGUCAGACUGGAAAUGGUCUGCGAGUGGCUCUGUUGUAAUCUUAAGCACUUUUUAGCUAUUGCUUAGAGAGAAAUGUUGAUUAACGUACCAUAAAAUCUCAUUGUGACAACGGUUUGAAAUUGAUCUAACAUGAGCACUACCAAGUUCA